AUGGUCGCCUCAUCUUCGGUCCGUGGCGCUCCUGGCUCGUCUCGUCAGCUCGCCACGCCCGCAUCAGCAGCUCUCACACUCGGCACUGGUCCGUUCGAGGGACUCCCGUCCGGCUUCGAGAUUCGCGAGACUUUGAAUGGCUCCAAGGCCGCUGCUCCGUACGCCGUCUUCACCGAGGAUCUUGAGAUCUCCGCUCAAGAUGACAUGCGCUACCGCCUCGUCCGACUCGCCAAUGGUCUCGAAGCUCUCGUCAUUCAAGAUCCCAAGACGGACAAGUCAAGUGCCGCCAUGGACAUUCGCGUCGGACACCUCAGCGACCCCGAAGAACUUCAGGGUCUCGCUCACUUUUGCGAGCACCUCCUCUUCAUGGGCACUAAGAAGUACCCGCGCGAGAAUGAAUACUCCGAAUACCUCUCCAACCACUCGGGAGGCUCCAAUGCCUACACCGGCAUGGACAACACCAACUACUUCUUUGACGUCUCUCCCGACCACUUUGAGGGCGCACUAGACCGCUUCGCUCAGUUCUUCCUCGAACCUCUCUUCGAUCCCUCUUGCUCUGAGCGAGAGAUCAAGGCGGUCGACUCGGAACACAAGAAGAACCUGCAGAGCGACAUGUGGCGUGGCUUCCAGCUCGACAAGACGCUCUCCGACCCUUCGCACCCUUACUCGCAGUUCGGCACCGGCAGCUAUCAGACCCUCUGGGAGGACCCCAAGAGCAAGGGCAUGGAUGUUCGCGACGAGCUGCUCAAAUUCCACGACCAGUACUAUUCGGCGAACGUCAUGAAGCUCGUCGUGCUCGGCCGAGAGGACCUUGACCAGUUGACCAGCUGGGUCAUCGAAAAGUUCUCGGGCGUCCGCAACACGGGCCGCGAGCCUCCUCUCUUCGACCGAAGCCCGCUAACUCAGGAACAGCUGCAGAAACAGAUCUUCGCCAAGUCGGUUCGCGAUGUGCGCAAACUCAAGAUCGCCUUUCCUAUCCCCGAUCAGGGACCUCACUUCCGAUCGAAGCCUGGUCACUUCUUGUCCCACUUCAUCGGCCACGAGGGCGAAGGCUCAAUCCUCUCGCAUCUCAAAAAGAAAGGGUGGUGCGACCGUCUUUCAGCAGGUGCCAGUGGCGACGCCAACGGAUUCGAGUUCUUCAAGAUCUCGAUCGAUCUCACGCAGGAGGGUCUGCAAAACCACGAAAAGGUGAUCGAGUCUGUCUUCAAGUACAUCCAUCUGCUUCGCAACAGCAACCUGGAGCAGUGGAACCACGACGAGGUGGCUCAACUCAGCGAGCUCAUGUUCCGCUUCAAGGAGAAGAUCGACCCUGCCGACUACGCUUCUAGCACCGCGACACAGAUGCAGAUGCCCUACCCGCGCGAAUGGAUUCUGUCCGGUGGCUGGCUCACGCGUGACUUCGAUCGCGACCUCAUCAAGCAGACACUCGAGAAUCUCACACCGCAGAAUUGCCGCGUCGUCGUGAUGGCCAAGACACUGCCGGACGGUAGCACCUCUUGGGAGCGCAAGGAAAAGUGGUACGGAACCGAGUACUCGAUCAAGCCUUUGCCGUCGCAGCUGCUGUCUCAGGCACCCACCGAGUUUGAAGACCUUCAUCUGCCUCAGCGUAACGCGUUCAUCCCUGCCAACUUUGACUUUAAGGGAUCUAUCGCCGACGCGAAGGGCAAGAAGCCAACUCCUCGACCUCAGCUCGUCCUCGACAAUGAUAGCAUGCGCGUCUGGCACAAGCUCGACGAUCGCUUUGGUAUGCCCAAGGCCAACGUCUUUUUUGUACUCCGCAACCCUCUCAUCAACGCCACUCCAUCGACGUCGAUCAAGACGCGCAUGCUCACCGAGCUCAUCCUGGACUCGCUCGUCGAGUACUCGUACGACGCCUCGCUUGCCGGUUUGAGCUACAUGCUCGACUCGCAGGAUCAGUCGCUCGCUCUUUCGCUGGGCGGCUAUAACGACAAGAUUCCGGUCUUGGCACGCAGCAUUGUCGAGAAGCUCGCCACCUUCCAGGUCGACCCCCGCCGCUUCGAGCUGGUCAAGGACCGCGUCAUGCGAUCGUACCAGAACUUCGCCAUUGAAGAGCCUUACCGCCACGCCACCUACUACACGACGUACCUUUUGCAGGAGAAGAUGUGGACGCCUCCCGAGAAGCUGCGCGAGCUCGAACAGCUCACUGUUGCUGAGGUACAGGCAUUCCUGCCCGAUCUCCUGCAGCGCAUGCACCUCGAGGUCUUGGCGCACGGCAACUUGGCCAAGGGAGAAGCUAUCGAGCUGUCCAACAUGGUCUGGAGCACGCUCAAGUCCCGUCCCGUCAACAAGACCGAGUUGCUGUCGAGCCGAUCGUUGCUACUGCCAGAGAAGUGCAACAAGAUCUGGAAUCUGCCCGUCAACAACGCCGCCAACGUUAACAACGCCAUCGAAUACUACGUGCAGGUGGGCGAGCCCACCGACAUCUCGCUGCGUGCGCCACUCUCGCUGUUCGCGCAGAUCGCCAACGAGCCGGUGUUCGACCAGCUGCGAACUAAGGAGCAGCUGGGCUACCUCGUAUUCAGUGGCAUCCGUCGCAGCAUCGGGAGCCUCGGCUGGCGAGUGAUUGUCCAGAGUGAGCGUGAUGCUCAGUACCUCGAAGGCCGCGUCGACGCCUUCCUCGAGCAGUUCAAGGGCACGUUGGAGAAGAUGACGGAGCAAGAGUUCGAGGGCCACAAGCGCAGCAUUAUCCACAAGAAGCUCGAAAACGUCAAGAACCUCGUGGAGGAGUCGCAGCGAUUCUGGUCGCCUGUGUUCGGUGGCAACUACGAUUUCCUCGCACGAUACGCCGACGUCGCGGCGAUCACCAAGACGACCAAAGCGGAGGUGGUGGACCUCUUCAUGAAGUUCAUCCAUCCGAGCAGUGCGACGAGGAGCAAGCUUUCGGUGCACCUCAACUCGACUGCUUCGCCCGCCCUUCGCUUCUCUGCCAAAGCGGUUGAUGCGCUCGAGCAAGCCGUUAACGCGCAGGGCCUGACUGUGCCCAAAGAGGCCUUCGACACGCUCCGUACACAGCAGCCGGCUAUCGAAAGCGUCAAGGACCUGGCUUCGCAGGUGAUGGCUCAAAAUCCCACGCCGCUGCCCGCAGAAGCCGUCAAGCAGAUGCUCCAGCUCGUCGACAGCCUCGCGUCGCAGUUCCCCUUCACGGACGAUUCCGCUGCUGCUGCUCCUGCGCCCCAAGCGGUGGUGGAGAGCGCAAUUAAGCCUCAAGAGGUCACCGACGCAACGGCGUUCAAGGCGCAGCUCAACCCCUCCAAGGCCGCAAUGCCGGUCAAGUCGUUCGAUGAGCUCGCCAAGGAUCCCGCCGAGGAGGGGGAGGAGGUGGCCAAGGUGGUUGAGAGCGUGCUGAGGAAGACGGGUGUAGAGGAGGGUGAGCCCAAGGCCAACCUUUGA
Kalmanozyma brasiliensis GHG001 is the source of this 3411-nucleotide messenger RNA. Its product is annotated as Peptidase M16, N-terminal. The coding region runs from base 1 to 3411 and encodes 1136 amino acids. The record is from RefSeq and is a predicted model, not a curated record. The transcript has a single exon. Gene Ontology annotation, cellular component: mitochondrion; cytosol. Gene Ontology annotation, biological process: peptide catabolic process. Gene Ontology annotation, molecular function: metalloendopeptidase activity; metal ion binding. Lineage: Eukaryota; Fungi; Basidiomycota; Ustilaginomycetes; Ustilaginales.